Molecule: messenger RNA, 4782 nt
Organism: Rhea pennata
Lineage: Eukaryota; Metazoa; Chordata; Aves; Rheiformes; Rheidae
Gene: FMN2
Product: formin 2
Exons: 19
Coding region: 1-4782 (1593 amino acids)
Biological process (GO): intracellular transport; intracellular signal transduction
Cellular component (GO): cytoplasm; nucleus; endoplasmic reticulum membrane
Source: RefSeq, a predicted model, not a curated record
AUGGGGAAUCAAGAUGGGAAGCUAAAGAAAAAUACAGGUGAUGUGCAUGAAGGAGGAGAGGAUGUCUCUGGGCCCAAGGAUACAGAUGGCACAAAGAAGGUAGCAGGAAGCAGAAGGGGACUGGGGAAGCAUUCAAAAGGAAGCGAAUCUGGCAAAAAGAAGGGUAAGUCUGACUCAAGGGCCUCAGUGUUUUCAAAUUUAAGAAUCAGAAAAAAUCUGUCCAAGGCUAAAGAUGGGAAUAGUAGUUCGAGGGAGGAUGUUUUGGAAAGCCAGGCCUUGCCGACGGGGGAGCUGGACAGUACUCACUCAAUUGUUACCAAAACUCCAGAUAUAAGCAUCUCUGCAGAUGAAGGCGGCCUCUCGGACACAGAUGCUGAACAUUUUGAAAUCAGAAAUGAAACUGUACCGGUUGCAGCAGAGGCACAGGAUGGACAAAGGACCAGCUCUGGCUCUGAUACAGAUAUAUACAGUUUCCAUUCAGCCACAGAACAAGAGGAUUUGCUUUCUGAUAUCCAGCAAGCUAUUAGACUGCAGCAGCAGCAGGGGGCAAUUAGCAUUGGAAGCGAGGACCUUGUCACCAAAACAAUGGGCCGACACAUGGCUAAUUCUCAAGCAGCCCCCUUAGAUUUUGAACGGUUUCUUUCAGUAGCUCCCUCUGACAAAGCGAGCAGCCCAGACGCUGAGGAGGCUUUUCCAGCAUUAUCUGAAAUUGCGGAAAACAUUCCAGUCUCCUGUGCAAAUGAAAGUGAGCUGAAAGAGGCGGUAAAUGGAACGGGCUCUCCUGGUAACGGCUUAUUUAAAACGCAAGAACGUAAGCUAUUGAUCGAGGAACAGGAACAGCUUACUGCCGGAGUGGAUGCUGUAGCUGCUGAACUAAAAAGUGAUUUAAAUGGAACUGCAGUAGAAAACGGGUCUCAGAUAGACAGCUCCGCACUCCGUUUUCCAACCUCAGUAACAGAUUCUGAGACUAAAAUUAGUGAUGUGCAGGCUGCUGAUUUUCAAGGUUCAGUAACAGAGGAUGGUACUUCAGAUGCAGGCCACAAUCAUGCAGCUGAGACUCAGGAAGAUAAACACACUCUAUCAGCCAAUCAAGACGACCUGCCUAAUGGUUUAUCUACUGAAACGAAAAAUGGCAUUUUGUCCUCUGAGGGGACAGCAGGCAGUCCGGUGCUUGGUUCCCGAUGCUUUAAGCCGUAUCUAAUUAAUCCUUGUUACAUCAAAACCACAACUAGGCAACUGAGUUCUCCCAACCAUUCACCUUCUCCCUCCCCAUCCCAGAGCCCACUUUUUACAAGGAGGCAGGAGUCCUUCCACAAAAAAGAAAAAGGCUCAAUCAAGAAGCAGAGGUCUGCUAGUUUGGCUGGUUUAUUUAGUCGUUCAGCAGACUGGACUGAUGAGAUAUCUGAUCACAAAUGUGAGAUAACGCAGAAGGUGGGCUCUGCAGGCUACUUGGAGCACAAGGGGUUCAGAGAGAAAUUUCAGUUGGAAAGAGUGCCUUUGACUCAUUCAAGAAAGUCCUCAGGGGUGCAGGCUUCUACGGAGACAUUUCCCAAUGUCUUUUCAGGGCGAACUCUGCUGGAAAAGCUGUUCAGCCAGCAGGAGAAUGCACCACAAGAAGAAGCAGAAAAACUUUGUUCUCGUAUUAUUGCAAUGGGUCUUUUACUUCCAUUCACCGAUUGCUUCAGAGAGCCAUGUAAUCAGAGUGCCCAACAAAGCACACCCACAUUUGACCAAGACCAGCUUUAUACUUGGGCUGCAGUUAGCCAACCCACACAUUCAUCAGAUUACAUUGAAGGAAGCUUUCCAAGGAGAAUUCCAUCUGUGUGGCCCCCACCCAAACCUCCAGAUGAGGAAAAAAGACUCAAAAGUACGGAAGCAGAGUUGAAAUCUACAAUCCUAGAAGGAGAGAAACAAUGUGUAGAUGAUGUCCAGCGGCUACAGGAUGAUUUUGAGGUUAAAUCUGAGGAGCAUGCCAAUGUCAUCCAACAGCUUGAGCAAACUAUUGAGGAUCUGAGGACCAAAAUUGCAGAACUAGAGAAACAAUUCCCUGCUACAGAAGUACAGAUCGCAGCGAGGGAACAGGAAAAUGAGCACAGACACUCGGUCUGCAAGGAACUCAGUAUUGUGACUCUUCAAACAAACAGAGAGGAGGUUGUAUUCAGAACUGUGUCACAAGCAAGGUCUGUACAAACAUCACCAACAGAAGAUUAUUUAACACACACAAUGCCUUCAGCCAAUGCACUGCCACAGCCACCCUCACCACCAUGCUUGGAAGGGGGCAAAAGUGAAGGGCCGACUCAGCAAUUGCCAACUCUGGAACUACAGCCCACGUUUUGUUCUGAAAUCUCCUUAAUUUUGUCACCGAAACUAAUCUCAGUGCCGCUGGAUGCAAGCCAGUCGGUACAAAGUACACCACAGUCACCUCUUCCAGAACCCAAAGUUAAUUUGUCCCUUGCAUUUGAAGGAGAGACUGGAUUGCCAGCUCCCCAGCAGCCUCUAAGUAUUGGCAAUGUGACUUGUAUUGAAUGUUCCCUGUCUGUGCCACCAGAACCCUCUUACUGCAUUCUCCCAUCACUUCCAGCCCCCAGCCUGGCUCCACUUGCACCCUUGCCUGGAGGACCACCCCCACCACCCCUGCCCAGUUCAGGACUCCCUCCAGCAGUGCCACACCUAGACCAUUCUUUGCCCAGCAUCCUGAUGCCUCCUCCUCCACCUUCGCCAGGUAUCCCACCCCCACCACCACCUUUACCUGGGGCCAGUGUCCCUCCGCCACUUCCCCCUUUACCUGGCCUGGGAGUGCCACCCCCACCCACAGCACUACCUCUGCCUGGAGCAGGAGUGCCACCAGUUCUCCAGCCUGUACCUGGAGAGGGCAUUCCCCCCUCUCUCCCUCCUCCUCCACCCCCCCUGCCUGGUGCCGGUGUCCCCCUUCCUCCUCCACCACCCCCCCUGCCUGGUGCCGGUGUCCCCCUUCCUCCUCCACCACCCCCUCUGCCUGGUGCCGGUGUCCCCCUUCCUCCUCCACCACCCCCCCUGCCUGGUGCCGGUGUCCCCCUUCCUCCUCCACCACCCCCCCUGCCUGGUGCCGGUGUCCCCCUUCCUCCUCCACCACCCCCUCUGCCUGGUGCCGGUGUCCCCCUUCCUCCUCCACCACCCCCCCUGCCUGGUGCCGGUGUCCCCCUUCCUCCUCCACCACCCCCCCUGCCUGGUGCCGGUGUCCCCCUUCCUCCUCCACCACCCCCCCUGCCUGGUGCCGGUGUCCCCCUUCCUCCUCCACCACCUCUGCCUGGCCUGGGAAUGCCACCAUCAGUCCCACCGCCUUUGCCUGGAGCUGCACCACCCCCUCCAUCACUAGCUCAGAGUAGCACCUAUCCAGCAGUCCCACAAGUCUGUGGGUUUCUUCCUCCUCCAUUACCAUCUGGUUUAUUUGCGAUGGGGAUCAAUCAGGAGAAAGGGAGCAGGAAACAUGUGAUAGAGCCUUCUCGACCAAUGAAACCUCUUUAUUGGACAAGAAUUCAGCUCCACAGUAAAAGAGAUUCUAGUGCUUCACUUGUGUGGGAAAAAAUUGAAGAACCUUCCAUAGAUUAUCAUGAAUUUGAAGAACUGUUUUCUAAAACAGCUGUUAAAGAGAGGAAGAAACCCAUUUCGGACACCAUAACAAAAACAAAGACUAAACAAGUUGUCAAGUUGUUAAGUAACAAAAGAUCUCAAGCUGUUGGAAUAUUAAUGUCUAGUCUUCAUUUAGACAUGAGGGACAUUCAACAUGCGGUUGUGAACUUGGACAACUCCGUGGUUGACCUAGAGACCCUUCAAGCCCUCUAUGAGAAUAGAGCACAGUCAGAUGAAUUAGAAAAAAUAGAAAAGCAUAGCAAGACAUCUAAGGAAAAAGAAAAUGCCAAGUCUUUGGAUAAGCCUGAACAGUUCCUCUAUGAACUCUCACUAAUUCCCAACUUUUCCGAACGCGUAUUUUGCAUCCUGUUCCAAUCAACAUUUUCAGAAAGCAUUUGUUCUAUUCGUCGCAAACUUGAAUUGUUACAGAAACUGUGUGAGACACUGAAAAAUGGGUCAGGAGUUAUGCAGGUCCUCGGUUUGGUUCUUGCCUUUGGAAAUUAUAUGAAUGGUGGAAACAGGACGCGAGGACAGGCAGAUGGGUUUGGACUAGAUAUCUUGCCAAAACUGAAAGAUGUCAAGAGCAGCGACAACAGCAGGAGUCUUCUAUCUUACAUUGUCUCAUACUAUUUGCGUAAUUUUGAUGAGGAUGCUGGAAAAGAGCAAUGCAUCUUUCCUCUUCCAGAGCCACAAGAUCUCUUCCAGGCUUCUCAAAUGAAGUUUGAAGAUUUUCAAAAAGAUCUUCGCAAAAUGAAGAAAGAUUUGCGAGUUUGUGAGACAGAAGCAGCAAAGGUUUAUCAGCUAUCACUAGAAGAGCACCUCCAGCCUUUCAAAGACAGCAUGGAGCAAUUCAUUAGUCAAGCUAAAAUAGACCAAGAAAAUGAAGAGAAAUCACUGACAGAAGCACAUAAAAGCUUUUUGGAAACUGCAGCCUAUUUCUGUAUGAAACCAAAAAUGGGAGAGAAAGAGGUGUCCCCACAUUCUUUCUUCAGUAUUUGGCAUGAAUUCAGCUCUGACUUCAAAGAGUUCUGGAAGAAGGAAAACAAACUUAUUCUGCAAGAAAGAGUUAAAGAAGCAGAGGAAGUCUGCAGGCAGAAAAAGGGGAAAUCACUUUACAAUAUAAGACCAAAACAUGACUCUGGAAUUAAAGCAAAGAUAAGUAUGAAAAUUUGA